Messenger RNA from Fusarium falciforme, 702 nucleotides. RefSeq names its product Orotate phosphoribosyltransferase. The record is from RefSeq and is a predicted model, not a curated record. Gene Ontology annotation, biological process: pyrimidine ribonucleoside biosynthetic process; 'de novo' pyrimidine nucleobase biosynthetic process; pyrimidine nucleotide biosynthetic process. NCBI's taxonomy places the organism in Eukaryota, Fungi, Ascomycota, Sordariomycetes, Hypocreales, Nectriaceae. The coding region runs from base 1 to 702 and encodes 233 amino acids. Gene Ontology annotation, cellular component: cytoplasm. The transcript has a single exon. Gene Ontology annotation, molecular function: orotate phosphoribosyltransferase activity.
AUGUCUCAGCUCGCCCCCUACAAGCAAGACUUCCUCCAGGCCGCCAUCGCUGGCGAGAUCCUCAAGUUUGGCAGCUUCGAGCUCAAGUCGAAGCGCAUCUCGCCCUACUUCUUCAACGCCGGCCUCUUCCACACUGCCCGCCUCGCUGGCGCCAUCGCCACCGCGUUCGCCAAGUCCAUCGCCGAGGCCCAGCAGCAGACCGGCCUCGACUUCGACAUCAUCUUUGGCCCCGCCUACAAGGGCAUCCCUCUUGCCUCGUCCAUCGCCGUCAAGCUCGGCGAGUUGGCUCCCGAGAACCUGGACCGCGUGUCGUACUCUUUUGACCGCAAGGAGGCCAAGGACCAUGGUGAGGGAGGCAACAUUGUUGGUGCUCCCCUCAAGGGCAAGAAGAUUCUGAUUGUCGACGAUGUCAUCACUGCCGGCACCGCCAAGAGGGAGGCCAUUGACAAGAUCCGCAAGGAGGGCGGUAUCGUCGUUGGUAUCGUCGUUGCUCUAGACCGCAUGGAGAAGCUCCCUGCCGCCGACGGAGACGAGUCCAAGCCCGGCCCCAGUGCCAUUGGUGAGCUUCGCAAGGAGUAUGGCAUCCCCAUCUUUGCCAUCCUGACCCUGGACGACAUCAUUGCCGGCAUGAAGAGCUUCGCUUCCGAGGACGACAUCAAGCGCACUGAAGAGUACCGCCUCAAGUACAAGGCCAGCGACUAA